This is a messenger RNA of Lotus japonicus, 1507 nucleotides long. RefSeq names its product SH3 domain-containing protein 2-like. Lineage: Eukaryota; Viridiplantae; Streptophyta; Magnoliopsida; Fabales; Fabaceae. The record is from RefSeq and is a predicted model, not a curated record. The transcript is spliced from 10 exons. Bases 215 to 1330 code for a protein of 371 amino acids. Gene Ontology annotation, molecular function: protein binding.
AGAACAGAUCAACAGACCCCAAAUAUGAAAAAUCUACCGCUGUAGUAAAUUUCCUUCCACCACAAUUUCCAAGAGCCUGUGUGCCCCUUUCUUUCUCUCUUGUUUCACUUCUGCUACGAACUCCGUUCCUCUCUUGUUGAUUUGGUGAGUGGUUCUUUCUGAAUCCAACAAACUCAACCACCGUUCGAGAUUCAAUCCACCAAUCGAGCCUUGAAUGGACGCUAUCAGAAAGCAAGCCUCCAAGCUUCGUGAACAGGUCGCUCGCCAACAGCAGGCUGUGCUGAAACAAUUCGGGGCUGGAGGGUAUGGAGGUUCGGAUAAUAUGGUUACUGAUGAGAUAGAGCUUCAACAACAUCAGAAACUUGAGAAGCUUUACAUAUCAACGCGUGCAGGAAAGCAUUAUCAAAGGGAUAUUGUCCGUGGAGUAGAAGGUUAUAUUGUUACCGGAUCCAAGCAAGUUGAAAUAGGAACAAAGUUGUCAGAAGAUAGCAGGAAAUAUGGUGCUGAAAAUACAUGUACCAGUGGUAGUACAUUAUCGAGAGCUGCGCUAAAUUAUGCACGUGCCCGUGCACAAAUGGAGAAGGAGUGUGGGAACGUACUUAAGGCUCUUGGCACACAGGUUGCAGAGCCCUUAAGAGCAAUGGUGAUGGGUGCUCCACUGGAGGAUGCUCGGCAUCUUGCUCAACGUUAUGACAGAAUGAGACAGGAUGCUGAAGCCCAGGCUAUUGAAGUUUCCAAACGCCAGGCGAAGGUAAGAGAAUCACCCGGCAAUGCUGAGAAUUCUAUGAAGCUGGAAGCAGCUGAAGCAAAACUGCAAGACUUGAAGUCAAACAUGUCUAUAUUGGGAAAGGAAGCAGCUGCGGCAAUGGCUGCUGUUGAAGCACAGCAACAAAGGUUAACCCUCCAACGUCUUAUAGCUAUGGUUGAAGCGGAGCGUGCUUAUCAUCAAAGAGUACUCCAAAUACUUGAUCAUCUUGAGGGAGAGAUGAUAUCAGAACGACAACGUAUUGAAGCCCCUCCUACACCUAGUGUCGAUAACAGCAUGCCACCGCCCCCAUCAUAUGAAGACGUGAAUGAUGUCUUUGCUUCUCAAGCACAUAAUGGCUCAACAGAUAGUAUGGGUUACUUCUUAGGGGAGGUUUUAUUUCCCUACCAUGCUGAAUCUGAAGUUGAACUGAAUUUAUCAGCUGGGGAUUAUAUUGUCAUUCGAAAGGUUACAAACAAUGGAUGGGCUGAGGGUGAAUGUAAAGGUAGAGCAGGCUGGUUUCCAUUUGGUUACAUUGAAAGAAGAGAGCGAGUCCUUGCAAGCAAGGUUGCUGAAGUGUUUUGAAUUUUUCUGUAGGGUUGCUUGCUAGCCCCAGGGAUUUUGUAUGUGUUCAUGUUUUGGUUUUUGUGCUGAAGUCUAUGGAUAACGUGUUCUUAGCUUACAGCAAAUUGGUUUGUGAUAUAGGUGAUAACUUUUUCCUUGUGAUUAUCAAUUGAUAUAUGAUUCCCCUUUUGUUUAUCA